Schistosoma rodhaini is the source of this 1042-nucleotide messenger RNA. The record is from the annotation of a GenBank genome assembly. Lineage: Eukaryota; Metazoa; Platyhelminthes; Trematoda; Strigeidida; Schistosomatidae.
CGACUGUGACAGGGAUCGAUAAUCUGUUCGAUAAUCAGUGACCCAACUGUCGGAUGUUUUGGCUAGGGCUCACUGACAUUUCACUGGCCCUACAAAAUGGAUGUUUUUGAACAUUAAAGAAUUUCGCCAUGAUCUGAUGUAAAACUGGUGUAUAUUAAACAAAUGAUUGGUUCAAGUGUUCAACAGAAUUUUCGUGAUAGGUUAAGGAACUAGUUCCCGCUACAUUUAGGCGCCAGGUCCCUAGCUCGCCAUGCCUCCCAAGCUUGAUCCUACUGCCGUCACUUAUUGUUACCUAAGAGUUAUUGGUGGUGAGGUUGGUGCAACAUCGUCUUUAGCGCCGAAGAUCGGUCCUCUUGGCUUAUCUCCUAAAAAGGUCGGUGACGAUAUCGCAAAAGCCACUCAAGAAUGGAAAGGUCUUCGUAUUUGUGUCAAAUUGACUAUCCAAAAUCGACAAGCGACCAUCAGUGUUGUCCCUACCGCUUCUUCUCUUAUAAUUAAAGCCCUUAAGGAAGAGCCUCGUGAUAGGAAGAAAGUGAAGAACAUUAAACACAAUGGGAAUUUGACAUUUGAUGAAAUAAUAGAGAUUGCACGAAUAAUGAGGCCUAGAAGUAUCGCUCGUGAACUUUCUGGAACAGUAAAAGAGGUUCUGGGAACGGCACGAUCGGUUGGCUGUACAGUUGAUGGAGAGUCCCCUCAAGUCAUGAUCGAAAAAGUAAAUGCCGGGGAAAUAUCGGUACCUGCAGCGUAGAUGCAAAUAAACUUUUGAACUGGCCAAUCCUGUUUACAAUCAAACUACUGUUUGGAAUGAAAAUAUUUAUAGAUUUAUCCUAGUUCUUCAGAAAGACAACAACUUCAAGUUAUUCAAUCUGAUAAAUAAGGCUUAAUAAGAACAAGAAUAACAACUGGCCUUCGAAAGAAGUGUACAUUUAUGCUUGGUUAAAAAACAACAACGUUACAAGUACUUGUCUUGUGUUGAAUUUGUUCAAACAGAUGUUGUUCUGAAAGGUGUAUGAUAUAAUGAAGAUUAUUGUUUUUUUAUAUU